CUUUGUGAGCAAAUAUGGAAACUAUGGAAAGUCCUGUCCUCAUAGAUGCCCCAGCAAGAGACACAUCUGUGAAGAUCUCGUACAGGUCGCUUCCUCAGAAAGUAAGCCUGGCUAGAGCAGCAUUCGAAGACGGCUCGAACUGAUCACGACUUGGAGACGCAAUUGCUCAUCCUGAUGCUGGCCCGGUUUACUGAUUCUCUAGCCGCAUCCUCAAUUCAUGCGUAUAUGUAUUUCCAACUCAAGCAUUUCAGUCCCGAUGCACCAGCAGCAAUUAUAGCCACGCAGUGCGGUGUUUUGGUCGGUUGCAAGACCAGCGCGCACGUCUGCACAGGUCUUGUGUGGGGACGACUAGCCGAUCAGGUGUUGACUAGUAGAAAAGUCGUGUUAGUAUUUGGCUUGCUAGCUUCGAGUCUAGCGACCAUAGGUUAUGGCUUCUCGACGACAUUUCGCCAGGCCGUUGCCUGGCAGAUGCUGGAUGGCGCAUUGAACGCAACUGUAGCAAUGGUAAGAUGCAUGACUGCAGAGCUCAAUCCUGAGAAGGAGUCCCGUGUAAGAGCGUUCACACUGCUGCCACUGUUCGCGAACAUAGGCUCGCUUUUAGGUCCGUUGAUAGGAGGCUUCCUGACUUAUGCCAAUUCGAAGCGUAGUAUCGUCCCUGGAUACCCUUAUGCUAUGCCAAAUGUAUGCAUUGCGACCAAUCAAGCUCUUGUGGCUAUCACUGCGAUGUUACGUCUCACCGACACAUUCCAUCGAUCGGUUACGGAUCACAACAACAGUUUUGAACCUCCGGAGGCUACAUCCGAACGUACAUCCGAUGAGGACGUUGACGAAACUACUGCACUUCUGCAAGAGUCCCCGAGUAGUAGCCAUCUCGUUAAAUCACAAAAUGCGUCCAGCCAGCAUGAACAUUUACCGUUCACCGAGAUCUGGACUUCAAAUGUCGUGAGGACUAUGUUCGCGCAAUUCAUCAUCUCUGGUCAUUUGGGAACAUUCGCUACCCUGUGGGCCAUGUUACUCAGCCUGCCAGUUGCAGCCGCGAAGCUGCAGCAUUUACCUUUUCAGUUCUCAGGAGGGCUGGGCCUGCAACCACACACCGUAGGUAUUGCUAUGUCUGCAUUUGGGUUUACAGGCAUAGUCUUGCAAGUCCUUGUUUACCCAAGUUUGCAGGAAAGAUGGGGAACGAUUAAAGUUUGGAGAGCAGCGCUUUGCCUCUUUCCCGUCGUAUACUUCGUUGCACCAUUCUGCGCUUUCGUCCCUGGGCUCAAGAAAGAUAUGAGCGGAACGGUUUCUGGCGCAUACACAAUCGUUGAGUGGUUCACGUUGCUGAGUGUCUUACUCCUUUUUGCCGCCGGUCGGACAGGAGUCGUGCCUGCUACCAGUCUGUUGAUAAACGAUUGUACACCUCACUCCAGUGUACGUGGGACCAUUCACACCACAGGCGUGAUCUGCAGCAACCUCAGCAAAUCAAUCUUCCCUCCGAUGGCGCUAGCAGUGAUGGGCUUUGGAUUGCGAAUUGGUGUCGUAGGCUUGGGCUUUUGGUUCGUGGCGGUAUUGGCAGUGUUGAGCAUCCUGGCCAGCCUUAGAGUUCACGAAGGCAGGAACGGACGAUAAGCUGCACAUGUUGGGUUCUCGAUAUAAAUUCGAUGAUUUGGAAGACUUUUUACGCUCGAGUUCGACAUUACAAUUCUACUACACGCGUUUUAUAGCCUCCUUUUGAUACUAAAGGUUGCCGGUGGUCACCUUCCCAUGUCACCUACCUUCUACCUAGCUCUCAGUUGGUCGGAAUACCCGGAAUCAAGGUCCGUUCUUUGCAACAAUACGACAACGCUAAACUACAUGAUAAAAAGUACUACAAAGACAAACAUACUAGUAGACGUAUACAAACAGCACGUAAAGCGUAGGAAUUUACAGGGUUUCUA
Molecule: messenger RNA, 1919 nt
Organism: Dothidotthia symphoricarpi CBS 119687
Lineage: Eukaryota; Fungi; Ascomycota; Dothideomycetes; Pleosporales; Dothidotthiaceae
Product: MFS general substrate transporter
Exons: 3
Coding region: 175-1611 (478 amino acids)
Biological process (GO): transmembrane transport
Molecular function (GO): transmembrane transporter activity
Source: RefSeq, a predicted model, not a curated record